UUUGAUUGAAAGGUAAGGCCCUAGUUCAUCACGACAGCGGCAUGUUGCUGCUUUCCUCGAGCGGGAAUGUUUGCUUUGCUUUGGUAGCGCCAGUGCUCUGCUCUAUAUAGGCCGGAAGGGAGAAGCCAGGACGGUAGUUUCCACUCUACCGUCGGUACCAUUCCCCCUCGUUGGUGCAAACCACAUUCCGCUCCCAUGAGUGAAAGUCAGACUAGCAACCCCCAGGGGCACCAGGAGAACGAGCUUGCUAGGAUACCCAGGCGGACACCGAUGGCAUGUUCAUUCUGCAGGGGCCGCAAGCUCAAGUGUGAUGGACGCCAAACAUGUGGAAACUGCGAGCGCCGCGGAAUCCCGUGCGUCUACGUGCCAGUGUCUGCUCAGCAGAAGUAGUUUAUCCCUUUCACUGGUGGAUGCCGGCAGCUAGCCCGACGGUCUCUGUGUUUCGAAGGACUGGCCUUCUCGUUAGUUUUCGCGCCUCCCAUACUUAUGCUACUUCAC
Molecule: messenger RNA, 498 nt
Organism: Phanerochaete carnosa HHB-10118-sp
Lineage: Eukaryota; Fungi; Basidiomycota; Agaricomycetes; Polyporales; Phanerochaetaceae
Exons: 4
Coding region: 196-390 (64 amino acids)
Biological process (GO): regulation of DNA-templated transcription
Cellular component (GO): nucleus
Molecular function (GO): zinc ion binding; DNA-binding transcription factor activity, RNA polymerase II-specific
Source: RefSeq, a predicted model, not a curated record